UCCUAAAGUUGAAAUCUAAUUCAUUAUACAAACGAUUCACUUUGAGAUUCUUUUUUUCUUGGAUAUAAUAAAAAAAUAAUUUAAUAUACUAUAAUAGAGUGAUAAAAGUAUAAGAUAAAAAAAAUUCACAUACUAAAAUUAUGAAACCAGUUGAGACUUGCCUCAUUUGGUAGGACUCUUCACCUUAGAUCUUUAAGUUUUGGGUUCAAAUCUUUUCUAAGUAGGAACGUAACUAAGUGGGAUCGAUUACCUCUACAACUCUAUCCCCACCCCAAAUUAGAUAUCUUACCUAUGAAUAACUCAACCAAACAACUCUUAAGAAUUGAAAUCUAAUCAGAGAUUCAGAGUCAUUCUCCAUACUAUUUAAAAAAAAAAAAGAUAGACUCGUGAAAUUACACCCUCCAGCCCCAUCUUCGGUUAAUCGGCCCGAACCCGAGAUUAAUCUUUAUCAACCCUCUAAUGCACACCCAACUUCAACCUUCCAAAGUUUUUUUUUUGGUAAACAUGGAACCUUCCAAAGUUUAAACUAUCUAAAAACUAAACGGUUGAACUUUUAAAGUUUUUCCAACCGACAUAUAUACUCUCCAAAUUGAACAAGAAUUCUCCACAAAAACCCAGAAAAAUUAAAAACCCAGAAUUCUCAUUGUUCCUCAUUCUAAAAAAAAACCCAGUAAAAAAUGGCGUCUUCUCAAAAUCUUGAAGACGAAGAAAACGAUUAUGAAGACACUCAAACAGACCCCCAACUUUCUCUCUCCUCGUCUUCAGAAACCUACAUGGUUGGUUUCGUCAUCGUCAACAUUGUAGGGCUACAGUAUUAUUCCGGCAGAAUUAGCGGCCGAGAAAUGGUGGGUUUAGUCCGUGAACCCUUGAAUGUUUACGACGAAAACGCCAUUAAAGUGCUCAACACUCGAGGAUAUCAAGUGGGUCAUAUUGAAAGAGCUGGUGCAAAAGUUUUAGCGCCAUUAAUGGAUGUUCAGAUGAUAUUUGUUGAAGGUAUUGUUCCUAAUUCUCCUAAUAAGAACCCUAAGUUUAGAAUUCCAGUUCAAAUUCAUAUCUUUGCUAGAAUUGAGGCUUUUCAAGAUGUUCAAUCUGCAAUUUUAGGAGGUGGGUUGCAGUUAAUUUCUGGGGAUAGUGCUAGUUUCGCGUUAUCAGAUGCCGAGGUUGUGAAGGAGAAGAAGAAUAGUAAGGAUGUUAAGAGUGUAGAUGAGAUUUUUAAGUUAGUAGAUGAAAAUGUGGGUGAAAAUGAGGGUUUGUUUGUGAAAUUAGAACCUCCUAAAGAUGUAAUUAUACCGGAGUUGUUCGAUCACCAGAAAGAAGCACUUGGGUGGUUGGUUAGGAGGGAGAAUUCUGAAGAAUUGCCCCCUUUUUGGGAGGAAAAAGAUGGGAUGUAUGUCAAUGUGUUAACUAAUUUUCAGACGAAUACGAGGCCUGAACCGAUUAAAGGUGGGAUUUUCGCCGAUGAUAUGGGGUUAGGGAAGACCUUGACUCUACUUUCUUUGAUUGCUUAUGAUAAAAAUUGUUGUGGGGGUGUGGGUGUAGAUAAAAGAAGUGAGAAUGAGGUUUAUGGGGGUAAUGUUGAUGAUUGUGGUGGUAAGAAGUCCAAGGGAGGUAGAAAGGGGAAAAAGGUUACUACUAAUACUGCAAGGAAGAAGAGGAAAGUUGGUUUUAGUGAUGUGAGCAGUGGUAUUAAUGGAAACUCGGAAUCAAAUACGACAUUAGUUGUGUGUACACCUUCUGUAUUUUCGGUUUGGAUAUCGCAGCUGUGUGACCACACUUGUCCUAAUUCUUUGAAGUUCUAUAUGUAUCAUGGUGGACAGAGGACACGUGAUGUAGAGGAGCUUAAGAAACAUGAUAUAGUGCUAACUUCAUAUAAUACUUUGUCUGUUGAGGAGAGCCAAUCUGAAUCGCCAAUCAACAAGAUGGAGUGGAGGCGAAUUAUCUUAGAUGAGGGGCAUUUGAUUAAGAAUGCCGAUGCAAAGCAGAGUCGUGCAGUCAGAGCUUUAAAUGGUAAGAGAAGGUGGGUUGUGACAGGAACACCUGUACAGAACAGCUCCUAUGAUCUGUUUUCUCUUAUGGGCUUCUUGAAAUUUGAUCCCUUCUCUACUAAAGGCUACUGGAAUAGACUUGUGCAACGUCCGUUAGCUCAGGGCGAUAGUAAAGGUCUUGAGCGUCUUCAGGUCUUAAUGGCAACUGUCUCAUUGAGAAGAACAAAAGAGCAACUUUUGAUUGGCUUGCCAUCAAAAUCAAUACAAACUUGUCAUGUGGAACUUUCGCAUGAAGAACGUGAACUAUAUGAUCAUAUGGAAGAAGAAGCCAAACAGGUUGUGAGGAAGUACAUCAAUGAUGGGAAUGCGACACGUAACUUUUCGACUGUCCUCAGCAUUAUAUUGAGGCUUCGCCAAAUCUGUACUGAUGUCGCAUUAUGCCCACAUGAUAUUAAAUCUUUGCUCCCUCCUGACGAUGUUCAAGAUGUGUCUAAUAAUCCUGAACUCCUGGAGAAGUUGGUGUCACUGCUGCAAGAUACUGAAGACUUUGACUGUCCAAUUUGCAUUUCUCCACCAACAAAUGUUGUAAUUACAUCUUGUGCUCACAUAUUCUGCCGUGCCUGCAUCCUUAAAACCCUGAAGCACACAAAAGCCAGCUGUCCUAUGUGCCGACAUCCCUUGUCAGAGUCCAAGCUUUACUCCACACCACCAGGUUCAUCAGAUAACAGCAAUACAUCCUCAUCCUCGCCGAAAUCAUCUUCGAAAGUGACAGUUUUACUGAAACUCCUUUCAGAAAACAGAGGUGUUAAAUCUGUCGUGUUCUCACAGUUCCGGAAGAUGCUUUUGUUACUUGAAGAACCCCUAAAAGCGGCUGGGUUUAAGACAGUGCGAUUGGAUGGCACAAUGAGUCCAAAAAAGAGAGCUCAAGUGAUCCAAGAUUUUGGUGUUUCUUCUGGACCUGAUUCACCAACUGUUCUGCUUGCCAGUCUUAAAGCUUCUGGUACAGGUAUAAAUCUUACAGCUGCUUCUGUGGUGUACUUAUUCGAGCCAUGGUGGAACCCAGCAACUGAGGAACAGGCUAUGGAUCGUGUUCAUAGGAUUGGUCAGAAAAAAGAUGUGAAGAUCAUAAGGAUUAUUGCUCGAGACACGAUUGAAGAAAGGGUGCUGGAUUUACAGGAGAAGAAGAAGGAGCUAGCUAAGGGAGCGUUUGGAAGAAAAGGAGCAAAACAUAAGAAGGAAACUAAUAUAGGAGAUCUUUGCGGGCUUAUCUCACUAUCAGCUUGAUCUGGUUUCAUGAAUUUGUGGUUACACUUGUAUAAUAUGAAGCCCCUAAAAUGGUUAUAAGCGCUCUAUGAUGCAUAUUUUGGGGGCCAUUUUGUGCAGAUUUGAGGUGUAAAUAUCCUCAGUUUUUGGCUCUUUUAGCAUCCAAGAAGUAUUGUCUGGUACUCUUGUUGUUUUGCCAAUGAUUGUAAAUACUAAAUAGAGUCGUCGAAUCUUCAUAAAGGAAAGCACCAGCUGUGGCAAGGGGCAUGCGAGACAGCGAGAGCGCGUUAUGUGUUCAUAGUUUAACCAAAUGAAUCCAUGUAGUAGGGGAGUAGGGUAAUUUAAGUUUGGAACUUGGUUGAUUGGCCAAAUGGGAUGAAACCUAUAAGAUGCAAGUGAGUUUUCAAGCUAAAAACUAUCAAGGAUGCAAAUGGAACUGCUUUAAAGGUUGGUGAUGAAUCACUCUAAUACCUUAUUUCCCAUAUAUUAGUGUUUUUUUUUCCUCCCUGUUUUGCAUUUCUAGCUUAUUUUGCUAAAUUUUUAGUUAUAAAUAUUACUUCCUCUAUUUUUUAAGAUAUAACAUAUUGACUUUGGGCACUAUUUAUUCAAUAUACUUUGACUAUUAAGGGUA
Beta vulgaris subsp. vulgaris (sugar beet) is the source of this 3879-nucleotide messenger RNA. RefSeq names its product putative SWI/SNF-related matrix-associated actin-dependent regulator of chromatin subfamily A member 3-like 1. Gene Ontology annotation, molecular function: nucleic acid binding; zinc ion binding; ATP binding. The record is from RefSeq and is a predicted model, not a curated record. Bases 678 to 3269 code for a protein of 863 amino acids. Lineage: Eukaryota; Viridiplantae; Streptophyta; Magnoliopsida; Caryophyllales; Amaranthaceae. The transcript has 3 exons.